AACCUGCCCAGCGUUUUCGCCAUCAAACAUAAAGUCAGCCUCAACUAGAUGCUCUAGCCAGGCCAGGACUUUCAAAAUAAAAGGCUCUUCCUGCCCCUAUGGCUACAUUUUGGAAAGAGACCCGUUUGAUCGCAAUGUAGCAAGAAAACGGAUAUCUAAAUGACAUAUUUAAAUGCACUCAAGUGUCCCUGCACCUUUCCCUGAUUUUCGAAACUCAUGUUAUAGUAUUGCGCUCCGGGUUAAAAGUUUAUUUUGAUGCCACAACUGCUGUUUUGUGUUGCACCUCGGUGUGCUUGACGACGUCACUGGGGCCCUUGUGCUGACUGACUGACUGCAUGCAUGCGGCAGGGCAGACUGGGCAGGGCAGGCACCCUUUUGUGUGCUCAUGCUAAGACAAGCCAAGAGCGGAGAAGAGCGGAGAAGAGCGGAGAAGAGCAGAGAAGAGCAGAGAAGAGCAGAGAAGAGCAGAGAAGAGAAGAGAAGAGAAGAGAAGAGAAGAGAAGAGAAGAGAAGAGAAGAGAAGAGAAGAGAAGAGAAGAGAAGAGAAGAGAAGAGAAGAGAAGAGAAGAGAAAAAAAGAGCAUCCUUCCACCACCAUCCUUACGCAUCCAGCGUCAGCUCAAUCAAGCUUCGACACGCAGGAACCGGAAAAUAGGCGAGGGUUGACUAUCGUCCUUCUCAUCCUCCUCGCGUCUGCUGCCCGCUGCCGUCUCAUCGACCACUGCCAGCGCUGGAGCAAUCCAAAGGGGAAGAGGUUUGACGACAACGGUCGUCCUAAAAAAAAUCAGCAGACAUGGAGAUUGUCACUCAUCUAAUCGACGAGACGCUAGAAUUCUACAAAUGGACCUUAACCAUUGCAGACAAGCGCGUGGAGAAAUGGCCCCUGAUGGACAACCCGCUGCCCACUCUAGCCAUCAGUGCAUCCUACCUGCUCUUCCUCUGGCUGGGGCCCAAAUACAUGAAGAACAGGGAGCCCUUCCAGCUUCGCAAAACACUCAUUGUCUACAACUUCAGUAUGGUCUUCCUCAACUUCUUCAUCUUCAAAGAGCUGUUCAUGGCAGCCAGGGCAGCCAGCUACAGCUACAUCUGUCAACGGGUGGACUACUCCGAUGACCCCAAUGAAGUCAGGGUGGCAGGGGCCUUGUGGUGGUAUUUCGUCUCCAAAGGCGUCGAGUACCUGGACACGGUGUUUUUCAUCCUGAGGAAAAAGUUCCGGCAGGUCACCUUUCUGCACGUCUACCACCACUGCACCAUGUUCACGCUCUGGUGGAUCGGCAUCAAAUGGGUGGCUGGAGGGCAGUCCUUUUUUGGCGCACACAUGAACGCGGCAAUCCAUGUGUUGAUGUACCUCUACUAUGGGCUGGCUUCCUGUGGUCCGAAGAUUCAAAAGUACCUGUGGUGGAAAAAGUACCUGACCAUCGUCCAGAUGAUUCAGUUCCACGUCACCAUCGGCCACACGGCUUUGUCGCUCUACGUCAACUGCGACUUCCCCCACUGGAUGCACUACUCCCUCAUCUGCUACGCCGUCACCUUCAUCGUCCUCUUCGGCAACUUCUACUACCAGACCUACCGGCGCCAGCAGCCCAGGCGGGCCGACGCCUCCUCCAAGGCAGGCCGGGCCGUCUCAAACGGGGCCCUCAACGGACUCGGCAAUGGUGCGGCGGCGGCGGCGAGCAAAGAUGACAAGCCGCAGGAAAACACCAGCAGGAGAAAGAGGAAAGGAAGAGCAAAAAGAGAUUAGAGGACGCUGAGGGAAGCUCCAUCUGCAGAAGACCUUCUUUGAGCUCAUCAGCUCAAUGUGUUCAUAUCAAGACGCGAUGAAAGGAGCUUGUGGUGAGCCAAUGUUGUUUAGCCAGGAACACAUGCAAAGGUCAAAUUGGGCAAAAUACACUCGCGUCAGAUCCAAGGUGUUUCGGAUGGGGGGGAAAUCCCUUUCUUUCUUUCUUUCUUUCUUUCUUUCUUUCUGUCUUUCUUUCUUUCUUUCUUUC
Molecule: messenger RNA, 1987 nt
Organism: Syngnathus typhle (broad-nosed pipefish)
Lineage: Eukaryota; Metazoa; Chordata; Actinopteri; Syngnathiformes; Syngnathidae
Gene: elovl4a
Product: ELOVL fatty acid elongase 4a
Exons: 8
Coding region: 793-1740 (315 amino acids)
Biological process (GO): fatty acid elongation, polyunsaturated fatty acid; sphingolipid biosynthetic process; fatty acid elongation, monounsaturated fatty acid
Cellular component (GO): endoplasmic reticulum; endoplasmic reticulum membrane
Molecular function (GO): fatty acid elongase activity
Source: RefSeq, a predicted model, not a curated record